UGCCUCGCCGUGUGGUGGGGGGGCGGGGGGGGGGCGGUGCAAAAUUUCUACCCUAAACACUUCAACAUUCCUUUCAGAUCGUGUUUCACAAAAGUUCAUUUUUUACUAGUAAGCCUUUAUUUUCAUAGUAUUACAACGUAGAACAAUAUCAUUCUAUUUAUUUAGAUAAAAGGUGACUUCACUCAUAUAAUAAAUGUUUUUCUUAUCUCGCACUUUCUUUUUAUUAUUAACAAACGUCAAAAUACUAACCGUAUACUAUCAUCACAUUAAACAAUGGCAAGUUAUUCAGCAAUAUCAAAAUUCACUGUCAGAACAGCAGUUGAACAAACAAAUUCUCCAGGUAAGAAAUAAAUUUUAUUGAACAUAACACCUAAUAAAUUUUAUAUUGUUAAGACGAUCUAAAAAGUUUAUUUGUCGUGCAUGAUACAAUUGUAAAAACUUCAUGAGAAAAAAAACCUCUAUACAUCUUUGUCAAUAUUAUAGCAUUGACGAGGAAAUUGUAAUCCAACGUUUGAACUCAUAUUGGAUAUGCAAGAAGGUCUUGGAAAGAUUAGAAAAAUCCUGAAAAGACUCUUGCUCAUGACCUUUUGAAGUCCAGUUAUGGUAGCUUUUCUGAAUUUUUGCCCAUACACGUAUCAUAGACGUGUUAGACAGAGAAAAAUAUUUUAUAAAAGUUUCAUCAAGUUUGGAACUAUGGUAAAGUAUACGUAUUGACUAUACUGAAUAUAAUCUUUUUAGAAAACUAUAAGUUGAGAAAGCAUGUGUAUUUUUUCCAAUGGAGAAAUUGUUCGAACAGCGUUUUUCAUACAGAAUAUUAGAGCUGAAGUUUUACGAUUUACUCCGUAGAUCUUUCUAUUUUCUUUGAAAAAAGAUACUUUCCUCUAAAAUAACAGAAGCCUGGUUUUUUUUAAGCCUAGAAUUUCUCCGAAUUCUAAAACAGCUAGAAUAACAUUUUAAAUCAGAAAGUUGGUCAUUGGUCAAAGUAUAUUAGAUAUUAUUCAAAUAAAAAAAAAAUAGCAUUGUCAUUUUUUUCACCAAAUGUCCACUAUGACGGUAACCAUCCUCUCAAUCUUGAAAAAUCUUUCAACUAUCCUUCUGAAUCAUUAACCUUCCUCCCAUCUCAGUCCUGGUGACUAAGGGAUGCCCAGGAUAGAUCAAAUGAUCCAUUGAAUAUCUCUGAAAGUUUCUGUCGAAAAGAAUAUUCUUCUGGCGAGAUACUGAAUUUCGAACUAAUAAUUCUUAUGGGCGCAAUAUAAACUCAAAUUGCAAGUUACAAUUUAGGUAGUUCCGUCAUGAGUGAAUUGUAUUUUUUUUUCUCUUUUCUAUACUAGUAGUGGUCGAAAAUAAAGAAAUAAACAAUGAACUUGUCGAACAAGUCAACGAAUUAUUUCAAGAAUUGUCGUCAAAUAUAAACAAUUCCAGUAAAAUACAUUCAAUCUCGGGAAUUUUUCUCAAAUUAAAUGAUAUUUGUCAUAAUUUGAUCACUCAAAACAAUUAUACUGCCUUACUUGCUUUUGAUAUUUUCAAUAUAUUCUUAAAACAUUAUAUUAAAUUACUUGAUAUUGAUCAAUUUGUCGAUGCAAUUCAGCAUCAUAGUUUAAAAGAAAAUACUGAUUUACUUCGAAAAUUUUUUCAUAUCAAACGUCAUUAUGAUCUACAGACAUUAAUUGAACAAAUGACCAUUAAAACUCAACGAAAAAUAUUUUUCUCUUUAUUAAAUGAACUUAAUUCAUCAACACGACUUAUUUCAUAUCUUCAAAAUACUAUGUCAAAUGAUAAAGAUACUGAUUAUGUACUAAUUAAUAAUUGUAGUUUUUUAUUAUAUGCAAUUUUUCAAAUUUUAAAUGAUUUACGAGUUAAACUCAUAGAUAAUGAUUUAGAAACAUAUCAAAAUACUCUUUUAACUCUAUUUAUUACUUUUAUAAAUGAAUAUUUCAUUAAAAAAGAACAUUUAAGAGUAAAUGAAAAACAAAAUGAUAUAUUAAUUAAAGAAAUAUUAUAUUUUAUUUGGAAUAUAACUGAUAAAACAUUAACAAUACCAAUAUUUAUUAAUAUAAAUUGUCCACAAAUAUGUUUACAAUGGUUAUCAUUAUCAUAUUUAAAUAGUUAUGAAUAUAAAUGUAUUAUUGGUAUUUUAAAUAAUAUUGGACGUCAUGAUAAUGGUGGAAUUAUUCUUAAUAAAUUUGACUGUGCUAAAAUCGUACGUCAAUUCAAAAAUGAAGUAUUAAAUAUAAAUAUUGAUUUUAUUAUUAAUAAAGAUAUACGUUCAGUAAUUUCUCUACUGUUGGAUUUAAUUCUUAUCUUAGUUGUCGAUCCAGAUGAACUUUAUGCUGAUGAAAUCAAUAAUGGUACAAUCAAUCAAGUAUUAUCAAUAAUUAAAAACAUCUCAAAAUCUACUGAAUUUCAAUAUAAAGGAUGUCAUAUAUCAGAGUUAUUAAUUGCUUUAAUGAAAUUAUGUACGAAUGAUAAUAUUAUUGAUUAUAUUCUUCAACAAAAUCAAUGUCAAACAUUAUUUUUAACAACUUUAAAAAUUUUUUUAUUCAACAUAGAAAACAAAAACAUCGAUGAUGAUAAUCUUAAUUCAUAUGUUCUAGCAAUUAUGGCUUUAGCAAAUAUUAUCUGGAGUAUAUCAUUUCAUGAUCGAUAUAAAAAUGAAUUAAUUCAAAAUAUAAAUAUACUUAAAAAACUUGAAAUAUUUCGUGAAAAUGAUACAAUCAAUUAUGUUUUACCACAGAUUUACAUAUCUCAUCAUAUGUCAUCAUUAAGAAGAACAAUUGAUGGAAUUUGGCACAAUUUAUAUCCAUUAUUACCAAUAAAAUUAGAAAAUAAAUCUAAUAAUAAUAGACAAAUGACUUAUUCACUAAUGAUUAGUUAUUCUCAUGUUAAUAUUAAUUUUUGUCAACAAUUAUAUGAUAUAUUAAGUACAAUACCUAAAUUAUCUAUAAGUAUUGAUAUUAAUACUGGUAAAUAUUUAUGGAAAGAAAUAUCACAAACUAUUGAACAAUCUGAUCUUGUUCUUUUUCUUCUAUCAAAAGAUUUUUUCUAUGAUAAAUCAUGUCGUCAAGAAUUAAUUUAUGUUACAGAUACAUUAAAAAAACUUUUUUUUCCAAUUUUUAUUGAUCAAGAUUUUAAGCCAACUGAUUGGCUUCAUAAACGAAUAGCUCGAUUAAAAUCUAUUCGUUUUAGUGAUAUAGAUUUUAUGAAUACUUGUGAAGAAUUAUUAUCAAUGAUUAAUGAACAUCUUUACAUGAAUAUAUCUUUAGUAAGAAAUUCAUUAGAUAUUAAACAAUGGAAUGAUCAUGAAGUUAAACAAUGGUUUAUUAAAAAUCAUAUUCUACCUGAAUUAUAUGAAUUUUAUCAAUUUCGAAAUGGAAAUGAAUUAUUAUUAUAUGCUCAAGCAACAUUAGCAUUUCCAUGGAUAAAUGAAUAUGAAAGAAUAAGAUUAAGAUUUGGAGAAAAAUUUCAACAACAAAAACAAAAUCUUUCUCGAGAUCAAUUUUUACAAUUAAUUAAUGCAUUAGAACGUUUACAAAAACAAACUUAUUUCAAUUAA
Molecule: messenger RNA, 3553 nt
Organism: Rotaria sp. Silwood2
Lineage: Eukaryota; Metazoa; Rotifera; Eurotatoria; Philodinida; Philodinidae
Source: the annotation of a GenBank genome assembly